Galleria mellonella (greater wax moth) is the source of this 1140-nucleotide messenger RNA. RefSeq lists its product as uncharacterized. The transcript has a single exon. Lineage: Eukaryota; Metazoa; Arthropoda; Insecta; Lepidoptera; Pyralidae. The record is from RefSeq and is a predicted model, not a curated record. The coding region runs from base 1 to 1140 and encodes 379 amino acids. Gene Ontology annotation, molecular function: nucleic acid binding.
AUGACUUUGCAAUUACCCGAUCGAAAAAGAAAUAGUAUACUCAAAAAUUUAGAGAUGUUACUCACUACUAAAUCUAUACGCAUUCGAGAAUUUGCGCGAGUUCUCGGUUCCCUUACUGCUGCAUGCCCUGCCAUUUCCUAUGGAUGGCUACAUACGAAGUCACUAGAAAGAGCUAAAUAUAUGGCACUUCAGCGUAAUGCAGAUAAUUACAAUGCUUUUAUGGCUAUUCCAAAUAAAUUGCACGAUGAUUUGAUAUGGUGGAAAAAUCAUAUUCUAAUAGCUAGUAAUCGUAUUAGACAACAUAAAUAUGAAAUGGAACUAUUUACUGACGCUUCAUUGACAGGAUGGGGUGCCGCCUGUCACAAUGAGAAGGCUGGUGGUUUGUGGUCUCGCAUUGAGCGUACUAACCACAUAAAUUAUUUAGAAUUACUAGCCGUUUAUCUCGGACUGAAAUCAUUCGCUAACACAAAAAAAGAUUGUGAUAUUAUUUUGCGUGUCGACAAUACAACAGCGAUCUCGUACAUUAAUAGGAUGGGCGGAGUUCAAUACCCGCAUUUAAAUCAUAUUGCAAAUAUAAUAUGGAAAUGGUGCGAGGAAAGGAGAAUAUUCAUUUUUGCUUCAUAUAUUAAAUCUACAUUAAAUACUGAAGCCGAUAGAGAAUCGAGGAACCUAAAUAUUGAUACUGAAUGGGAAUUAGCGUCGUAUGCAUUUUCAGAAAUAGUAUAUACAUUUGGUAAACCAGAUAUAGACCUUUUUGCAUCUCGUGUUAAUACUAAAUGCCCUAAGUACAUAUCGUGGAAAAGAGAUCCCGAUGCUUAUAAUAUUGACGCUUUUACUUUGGACUGGUCUACUUAUUUCUUCUAUGCAUUUCCUCCUUUCGCUAUAAUAUUAAAGGUACUAAACAAAAUUAUACAUGAUAGAGCUACAGGCAUAGUGGUUGUACCACAAUGGCCAUCACAGCCUUGGUACCCCCUUUAUAAAUCAUUAUCUGUAACGAAACCUGUAACUUUUAGACCUAAUAAAUAUCUCCUUAUCUCUACUUUCAGUUCAGUUCACCCGCUACAUGGUCAACUUUUCUUGGUAGCGAGCGUGUUAUCCGGGAAGGAUUUUCCAAGCAGGGAGUACCAAAAGCAGCUGUAG